AUGAGUAUAAACGAUGAAAUUAUUGCGCGGUGGUUAGAAAUAGAAGUGUCAGAUGAGGAGGAGAUACUGAAUGAAGAUACCAGCGACGUGGAGCUUGAUGUUGCGGAAGAUUAUGUGCUCCAAGAGGACUGUGAAUAUGACUCUGAAGACGCUUGGAGUGCACUUCGUAAAAUGGAGACCAUACAACAGAACCGUACUCAAGCGUUCUUCUUAUCAAAGCAUAGAAGAGAUAUAUAA
Parnassius apollo (apollo) is the source of this 237-nucleotide messenger RNA. Lineage: Eukaryota; Metazoa; Arthropoda; Insecta; Lepidoptera; Papilionidae. The record is from the annotation of a GenBank genome assembly.